AUGUCUCCUACUAUAACCCCAAGAAGCCUCAUCAAUAGCCCAGAUUAUGUGAAACUCAAUGUGGGAGGACGAAUCUUUUCCUGCUCCAAAAUCACCCUGACUUCGUGUUCAGGAUACUUCAGCUCCAUGUUUUCCAACGAUUGGCAGGGAACUUGUGAGCAUGAAAUUAAGGAUACUAUAUCUGUUUAUUUUUUGGAUCAAGAUCCAGAUGCCUUUCAAAUACUGCUGAGUUACAUGAGAAAUGGAUUCAUCCGGUCAUCCGCCAUUACUGAAACCGUCUUGAUAGAAGCAGAAUUCCUAGGUCUUGACUCUCUCAUCAAAAGUGUCAAAUGUUCGGCGUACCGCUAUUUGCACAAUCAUCACAGCCAGUCGUUACAAGAAGACGAAACUUGCAAUUGCUUUGAUGAAAAAUAUGGUGGAAUCUUAUCUUCCAUUCAACAAGGAAUAUUGCCACAAUCCAUUCAACCCAGUGUCAGGGGUCGUAAGGAAUUUGCGCAUCUUGGUAUUUCCAACGAUACAGCUGUAAUACCUACUUCCAAUAACUCAGGGAAUGAGAACUUACCCUGUCUCAUGACCAAGCUGAUACUGUCACAAGCAUGCUGGAGAAAUGAUAAUGAUGAUUCUACUUCAACACCAACGACGAUACAAACACCAACCGAGUCACAGCAGUCGUCGUCAGCAGAGUUAUUGGCGACCGGUGAUCCACCAUAUUGCUUUCCGACUCUUAUUGAAUCUCUUAAUUGGUUGCAUCGAAAUGGUUUCGUGGAGAAAGAGACUGACUUUUUGCAUUGUUGUGCCGACAUUUACGAUCAACAACCAAUAGAUCCAAGAAUCAUUCAAUUGUUUGGCCACACUUGGUUCUCGCGGAGAGUAGUCAAGGGUGAGGAAGAAUCCAAAAAUAUAAGCACAAUACCACAUUGGGAGUCUCCAAUCUUGUACGAUGAUGGACCAUCAGGAAUGAAUCAAAAUGUUAACAGAACUUUAUUGAUGGAUCGGCGAGAAUUUGCUGCGAUGGUAUCCUUAUUUCCCGAAUAUCAAGGAGAUCCAUUGAAACGCGAGUUUGUCGUCGCACCGUCUACUGGAAAAAUCAAUCUGAAAGUCAUUGAUGAUGCGGCUGAGGUGGGCUAUGCUACCUCUUAUACCAAAUACAUUCACAAAAAUCCAGUCCAAUGGCUGGCUACUCAAGGCUACACAAGAGCGGAGAGGGAAUACAGCAAAUCGUUACAGCAACUAUAUCGGGAAGGUAGUUCCAAGGUUCAUCUUUGGGACAAUGAAACGAUUUCUAGGAUUCAUGUUCGAGUAUUCUCGAGGGAUUUGGUGCAGUGA
Molecule: messenger RNA, 1326 nt
Organism: Cylindrotheca closterium
Lineage: Eukaryota; Bacillariophyta; Bacillariophyceae; Bacillariales; Bacillariaceae
Source: the annotation of a GenBank genome assembly